Messenger RNA from Penaeus vannamei (Pacific white shrimp), 1004 nucleotides. RefSeq names its product ribosomal protein LP0-like (gene RpLP0-like). Gene Ontology annotation, molecular function: RNA binding. NCBI's taxonomy places the organism in Eukaryota, Metazoa, Arthropoda, Malacostraca, Decapoda, Penaeidae. The record is from RefSeq and is a predicted model, not a curated record. Gene Ontology annotation, cellular component: preribosome, large subunit precursor; nucleolus. Gene Ontology annotation, biological process: ribosomal large subunit biogenesis; ribosomal large subunit assembly; rRNA processing.
AGAUACGCCCGUACUCUCCGCAACAAACCCACGUUGGGCAAGGAACAAGACGUAGAAAUUGAGCCCAAAAUCACAACAAAAUGCCUCGUGCAAAGCGCAGAAAGAUUAUUUCUCUUACCCAAACAAAGAAGAAGGGUUUGGAAAUGAAACAGAACUUAGUUGAAGAAAUCAGAAAUUCUAUUGACAACUAUGACCACAUCUACAUCUUCUCAGCACAUCACAUCAGAACGAACAAACUCAAAGACAUGCGUUUAGAAUGGGGACAGAGCAGGUUUUUCCUAGGUAAAAAUAAGGUAAUGGCACUAGCCUUAGGUAGAACGCCUGAGGAAGAACUUCAUGAGAAUCUCUAUAAGCUGUCGCAGAAGCUUGUUGGUCAGUGCGGACUUCUCUUCACCAACGCAGAAAAGGAAGAAGUGCUUGAGUAUUUUGAGACGAGGAAAUAUCCCGUUUCCCCAAACUCGGGAGACAUUGCUACAGAAACCAUUGAGCUGAAGGCAGGACUCUUAGAGCAGUUCCCUCACUGCAUGGAACCUCACCUUAGAAAACUGGGGCUGCCAACACGCUUGCAGAGGGGGAUUCCAGAGCUCCUGCAGGACUUCACUGUUUGCACUGAAGGCAAGCCCCUCACUGCAAAUCAAGCUAAUAUUCUUAGACUUUUAGGAAAAGAUAUGUCACUGUUCUACCUUCAAAUGGAAUACCACUGGAGUAAAGAAGACGGUUGCUUCGAAAAACUUUUGCCAUCGGUAACAACUCCAACUAAGGCUGGAACAAAAAGGAAGUUAGCAGACCGUGAUGAUAUGGAUGAGGAUGAAGAGGAUAACGAUAAUGAUGAUGAUGACGAUGAGGAGGAGAGAAGGCGAUGAAGAUGAGAUGAUGAAGAAGAAGACGAUAGUUAAUUUGGUUAUUAUUAUUAUUAUUAUUUUUUAAUACAUUUAUUUUAAUGUAUUUCUUGAUUUGACUUAGAACUGUAUUUUGGUAAAUACAAAAAUAUGUUAAGCAAAAAU